Closterium sp. NIES-65 is the source of this 4167-nucleotide messenger RNA. The record is from the annotation of a GenBank genome assembly. NCBI's taxonomy places the organism in Eukaryota, Viridiplantae, Streptophyta, Zygnematophyceae, Desmidiales, Closteriaceae.
AUGAUCCGAAAAGCGUCGCGACGGCAGAUUCGAAAAGCGUCGCUGACGGCAAACCAGGCGAUGCUUCUGGAUCGGGUUUGGUGGUACCCACUACCCGAGACACCCGAGACGCAGGGACUGGUGGUGGCGCUCGUGUACCUGGUGGUAACCAUCCUUUUCCAGCACUUCUACUUCACGCCUGACUCGCCUGUGAGUGCCUCCCAGCGGACCCAACAGCUGCUGGAGCCAAACGCGCCUUUGGCUGUUUAUCCUGGCCGGAUUGGGACGGGCGUGCAUCUGCUUCGUGGCCUUGCCUGCUUCUACCCACUCGCCCGUGCACAUCCACUUCUACCCACUCGCCCGUGCACAUCCACUUGUACCCACUCGCCCGUGCACAUCCACUUCUACGCCCCCUCUCCCAGUGCCUGGCUGCUGGAGUACAAUGCAGCGCUCGCGUGCAUCUGCUACAUGGCCUUCCUGGGCUUCAUCGACGAUGUGCUCGACAUCCCCUGGCGCGUGUCAGUGCUGCUGGGGGGUGCUGCUGGGGGACGUCUCACAAACACUCUUCUUUCACGUGGCUACCUCGUCCUUUACCGCACUGCCUCUCCGAUCCUCUUUGCCUGCCCUCGCCGCACCACCAUUGCCACCCCCAAGCCACGUGGUUGCUCCCUCCGAAGCCCCAUGCUUGUCUCUCUCCUUCCCCCCCUUCUCCCCCGCAGCAAGCUCAUUCUCCCCGCAGCAAGCUCAUUCUCCCCGCAAUCGCCGCGCUGCCUCUCCUCAUGGCCUACUCCACCCACACCACCAUCAUCAUGCUGUUUCCCGCCCCAUCCCACCCCUUCCCACCCCUUUCCCGCCCUUCCCGCCCCUUCCUGCCCCUUCCCGCCCCUUCCUGCCCCUUGCCGUCCCUUCCUGCCCCUUCACGCCCCUUCCUGCCCCUUCCCGCCCCUUCCCGCCCCUUCCCACCCCUUCCCAUCCCUUCCCGCCCCUUCCCGCCCCGUUCCCGCCCCUUCUCGCCUUCUGUCCCGCCCCCACCUCCUUUCCCUCUCCUCUGCAGGAAACUCAUUCUCCGUUCCAUCGCGGCCCUCCCUCUCCUCAUGGCCUAUUCAGGCCACACCACCAUCGUCAUCCCCAAGCCAAGUGUUCGUCGGUCCCUUCCAAUCCCUUGCCCCGUGCUUCUCCCUCCCUCCCUGCCCCCUUCUCCCCUGCAGCAAGCUCAUUCUGCCGUCUAUAGCGGCCCUGCCUCUCCUGAUGGCCUAUUCAGGCCACACCACCAUCGUCAUCCCCAAGCCGCUGCGGCCGCUGCUGGCAGGGCUGGCAGGCGAGGAGGUGGCCGUGUGGGACCUGGGCGUGCUGUACAAGGUCUACAUGGGCAUGCUCGUCGUCUUCUGCUCUAAUUCCAUCAACAUUCUCGCGGGAGUGAACGGGUUGGAAGCUGGGCAGACUGCUGUGAUCGCUGCUGCGGUGAGUGUGGUGUGGCGUGAACAUGCUUCACUAGGGCUGCAUGCACCUGGGGAAGGGGGGAUAUGGAAUGGGGGGAGGGGGGGUGUGGAAUGGAGGGAGGUGGUAGUGUGGGACCUAGGCGUGCUGUACAAGGUCUACAUGGCCAUGCUCGGGCGUUCAUGGGGUGCUCUACAAGGCGUUCAUGGGGUGCUCUACAAGGCGUUCAUGGGUGCUCUACAAGGCGUUCAUGGGGUGCUCUACAAGGCGUUCAUGGGGUGCUCUACAAGGCGUUCAUGGGGUGCUCUACAAGGCGUUCAUGGGGUGCUCUACAAGGCGUUCAUGGGUGCUCUACAAGGCGUUCAUGGGGUGCUCUACAAGGCGUUCAUGGGGUGCUCUACAAGGCGUUCAUGGGGUGCUCUACAAGGCGUUCAUGGGGUGCUCUACAAGGCGUUCAUGGGGUGCUCUACAAGGCGUUCAUGGGGUGCUCUACAAGGCGUUCAUGGGGUGCUCUACAAGGCGUUCAUGGGGUGCUCUACAAGGCGUUCAUGGGGUGCUCUACAAGGCGUUCAUGGGGUGCUCUACAAGGCGUUCAUGGGGUGCUCUACAAGGCGUUCAUGGGGUGCUCUACAAGGCGUUCAUGGGGUGCUCUACAAGGCGUUCAUGGGGUGCUCUACAAGGCGUUCAUGGGGUGCUCUACAAGGCGUUCAUGGGGUGCUCUACAAGGCGUUCAUGGGGUGCUCUACAAGGCGUUCAUGGGGUGCUCUACAAGGCGUUCAUGGGGUGCUCUACAAGGCGUUCAUGGGGUGCUCUACAAGGCGUUCAUGGGGUGCUCUACAAGGCGUUCAUGGGGUGCUCUACAAGGCGUUCAUGGGGUGCUCUACAAGGCGUUCAUGGGGUGCUCUACAAGGCGUUCAUGGGGUGCUCUACAAGGCGUUCAUGGGGUGCUCUACAAGGCGUUCAUGGGGUGCUCUACAAGGCGUUCAUGGGGUGCUCUACAAGGCGUUCAUGGGGUGCUCUACAAGGCGUUCAUGGGGUGCUCUACAAGGCGUUCAUGGGGUGCUCUACAAGGCGUUCAUGGGGUGCUCUACAAGGCGUUCAUGGGGUGCUCUACAAGGCGUUCAUGGGGUGCUCUACAAGGCGUUCAUGGGGUGCUCUACAAGGCGUUCAUGGGGUGCUCUACAAGGCGUUCAUGGGGUGCUCUACAAGGCGUUCAUGGGGUGCUCUACAAGGCGUUCAUGGGGUGCUCUACAAGGCGUUCAUGGGGUGCUCUACAAGGCGUUCAUGGGGUGCUCUACAAGGCGUUCAUGGGGUGCUCUACAAGGCGUUCAUGGGGUGCUCUACAAGGCGUUCAUGGGGUGCUCUACAAGGCGUUCAUGGGGUGCUCUACAAGGCGUUCAUGGGGUGCUCUACAAGGCGUUCAUGGGGUGCUCUACAAGGCGUUCAUGGGGUGCUCUACAAGGCGUUCAUGGGGUGCUCUACAAGGCGUUCAUGGGGUGCUCUACAAGGCGUUCAUGGGGUGCUCUACAAGGCGUUCAUGGGGUGCUCUACAAGGCGUUCAUGGGGUGCUCUACAAGGCGUUCAUGGGGUGCUCUACAAGGCGUUCAUGGGUUGCUCUACAAGGCGUUCAUGGGGUGCUCUACAAGGCGUUCAUGGGGUGCUCUACAAGGCGUUCAUGGGGUGCUCUACAAGGCGUUCAUGGGGUGCUCUACAAGGCGUUCAUGGGGUGCUCUACAAGGCGUUCAUGGGGUGCUCUAUAAGGCGUACAUGGGGUGCUCUACAAGGCGUUCAUGGGGUGCUCUACAAGGCGUUCAUGGGGUGCUCUACAAGGCGUUCAUGGGGUGCUCUAUAAGGCGGACUGCUGUUCAGUCCAGCAUCUGGCAAGUGCUGCUGUUCAACAUAUGGCAGAUAGGCGAGCUGCCGGGCUUGAAGCUGCCACUGCAGCCGGACAUGCAACAGGCGCACCUCUUCUCCAUCUACCUCAUCCUCCCUCUGCUUGCAUGCACUCUCGCUCUCCUCGUCUUCAACUGGUACCCCUCGCAGGUCUUUGUGGGCGACACCUUCACCUACUUUGCUGGAAUGACACUCGCUGUGGUCGGCAUUCUAGGCCACUUCAGUGAGACUCUUCUGUUGCUCUUCCUCCCUCAGGUCAUCAAUUUCAUCUACUCCAUUCCCCAGCUCUUCAAGUUCGUGCCGUGCCCAAGACAUCGCCUGCCCAAGUUUGACCCGGCCACGCACCGCCUGACGGGCAGCAGCGACCUCAACCUCGUCAACCUCUUCCUGCGCCUCUUCGGCCCCUGCACAGAGGAACACCUCUGCAUCCGCCUGCUGCUCUUCCAGGUACUCCCUGCCCUUCCAGGUACUCCCUGCCCUUUCAGGUACUCCCUGCCCUUCCAGGUACUCCCUGCCGUUCCAGGUACUCCCUGCCGUUCCAGGUACUCCCUGCCCUUCCAGGUGCCGCAUGCUUUGUCAGGAGCCCCAUUGGCAGCUCUAGCUAAUGUUGCUGUCACAGGUCCCUUUGCUCUCCUCUGCUUCACAUUACUCACCCCCUUCGUGUUUGCUCCCCUUUUCCCUCUCCCACCCGGCGCUCACCUCUCUCGCCGCGCAUUCUCCUGUCGUUGGAGCCUCUCUUUACUUUCCCUCCCUCUUGUCCGAUGCAGGUACUCUCUGCUCUCCUUUGCUUCUCUGCCCGCCUUGUCCUUCAAGGGUGGUACAAAUGAGGCAGUGCACUCAAACUACACCACUUUGUGA